AUGGGCUGGAAAGGAGUCCCAACGUUCCGAGGAAGAGGAGGAGGAGGAGGAGGAGAGAUAACCGCCUUGGAGUCACCAGUCCUGGCUCGAGACCUUGCUUUGGCCUCCUGGACUCUCUGGUUUCCAUCAGUAAGCUUCUUUGUGAAGCAAAUCGAUUACAAAUCUCAGCAAAUUCAGAUCUAUCACCCAAAUAACUGCCUUGCUAGCCAGCUUUUAGCGCUCGGAAAUUCGUCAACUUCACCUUUCCGAUUCAUAUCACCAUAUUACGGCGGCGAAACUAGUUACAGUAAUGUCUCUUUCUUUAGUUGCGCUUCGAGUUCUUCCUAUUCCUGUCCAAUUUUGCAACUAGAUUCUAGUAGCUUCAUCAUUGAUCCGGGAAUACUAUCGUGCACCAAGGUGCGUGAUGUUUUAUCGGUCCAAUGGAGGUUUACGGAUGAUGAUGAGACUAGUUUGUUUCUUGGAUGGUCGAACCCUAACUGUGGGCAGUGUGAAGCACAGGGCAAGAAAUGCAGACUCAAGAGCGAUGGUACGAAAGAGGAAAUUGAGUGUUUCGUUUGCAAAACAAACAAGAUUUCGACAUCCACUCUUGUUCUAAUUGUUGCAGGUAUGAAGAAUCCAUACGUGUUGCUUACCACCUAA
This is a messenger RNA of Arachis ipaensis, 639 nucleotides long. NCBI's taxonomy places the organism in Eukaryota, Viridiplantae, Streptophyta, Magnoliopsida, Fabales, Fabaceae. The record is from RefSeq and is a predicted model, not a curated record.